CACUGACAGAAUUCCGUCGAAGAAAAAAAAAUUGGCCUGCAAACUAAUUGCUUGGGUUUUGCACCUGAUCACCCGGCUGUAAAAUCUGAAGCUUCCUGGUCUCUUUUUCGUUCCUCUUCAGCAAUUCCAGACAUUUUCGCUUCAGCUCGUGAUCCGUCAUCUUGGGUUCAAUCCCUCCGGUGUGUUAUUUGUCCUGCUGUCGAACGACUCACGCAAAGGCGAGUUCCUCCUCAUUCAACUCCAAAGAACUGGUGCAUCUCAAAGGUACAUUGAAUCUGUCAUCUGCUGCCUGUGUAACCUGAGGAAAACACCACCUUGAGCCAAUGAAGCGUAUUCACACCUUCAGCGCUUUGGUGGCCUUCGUCACCUUAUUUCUGAUCUUCUACUCGACCAUAAACCUAGAGACAACCUACAGUCUCAGAGAGGGACCUGCAAACCGUCUGAACCAUCCUACCCUCCAGGUUCACAUCAGAGAUGGUAAAUCACAAGCAUCCAACCAGGGGAGAGUCAUCAUUCUUCCACCGGCUGUCCUCAAUGUGUCUGUUUUGGACGGCCUCAGACACACCAUCCCUCAAAAUGGAGCCUACUGGAACCGCCUGCUGUACUCAGUCUUCAGAAAUCCUUUCGGACACAACUCAAAUUGGUCUCUGUGCAGGCAGACGAAUCAAGAGCAUCUGCGAACCAAUAUGCACGACUUUCCCUCCUACCCUUUCUUAUUUCAGGACUUUUUGCAGGGGAUGAACUGCAGUUCGCCUCCAGUCCUGCUCAAUCAACCCAACAAGUGCCGCUCUGGCGAAGGGAAGGACGACCAUCAGACCUUUCUGCUUGUUACCAUCAAGUCAACUCCUAGAAACUUUGAGCAGAGACAGGCGGUGCGGGAGACCUGGGGUGGAGAAGGCGUGUAUCAGAGUGGACUGAGGGUUCGCACUGUGUUUCUGCUGGGUAGUUCCCCACCGGAGGACCCUGACCUCAGCUCUCUGUUGGCAUUUGAAGCGAGACAAUUUGGGGACCUGCUGCAGUGGGACUUCCAUGAAUCCCUCUUGAACCUGACACUUAAAAUGAACAUGUUCAUCCAGUGGACGGUGAAAUACUGUCCUGACGCGUCCUUUGUGUUCAGUGGCGACGAUGAUGUAUUCGUCAACACACCAACACUACUCAGCUACCUGCAGUCUCUGGAGCCUUCGAAGGCCUCUCGGUUGUAUGCUGGACAAGUCAUAAGCCAAGCAACUCCCCUCAGGGACUCUAAAAACAAAUACUACAUUCCCCUGAGCUUCUAUGACGGCCCGUACCCUGCUUAUGCCGGUGGAGGAGGUUUUAUUAUCUCUGGAGCGUUGAUGCAAGGCCUAUAUUCAGCUUCAAGCGCCAUUCCCUUCUUUCCUAUGGACGACGUGUACGCUGGGAUGUGCUUGAAGGCUUUAGGGGUUUCUCCUGAACACCACAACGACUUUAGGACUUUUGACAUCAAGGAUCAGGACCGUGAAAACCUCUGUAUAAUUAAGAAACUUAUUCUGAUUCACCGGCGCUCCCCACAGCAAAUCAAAAAGUUAUGGAAGGGCAUUCACAACCCAUUGCUGACUUGUUGAACAGGACUGGUGAUCAAGAGAUGCAGUUACCAAAAAGAAAAAACGUUUGCGCCACAUCAGAGCACUGCAGAAGGAAUGUAAUUGAGGGUUUUCUACUACUUAAACUCUUGUAUGGACUACAUAUACAAUUGUGUUCCUGCACUGCUAUGAGUCAUUGGCCUCAUACCAGGACGGUCUUUCAUGAUGGGGUACAGCCUGUGUGUUCAGCAUUUUUAAGUUGGAUUUUUCUCCAAGUGAAAUGUCUUUAGAUCCAAUUAGCCGAACUUCCUUUUUUUUGGAAUAAAAAAAAAAAACAUG
Gasterosteus aculeatus aculeatus (three-spined stickleback) is the source of this 1880-nucleotide messenger RNA. RefSeq names its product N-acetyllactosaminide beta-1,3-N-acetylglucosaminyltransferase 2. Gene Ontology annotation, molecular function: protein N-acetylglucosaminyltransferase activity. Gene Ontology annotation, cellular component: Golgi membrane. The record is from RefSeq and is a predicted model, not a curated record. Gene Ontology annotation, biological process: protein O-linked glycosylation; poly-N-acetyllactosamine biosynthetic process. Lineage: Eukaryota; Metazoa; Chordata; Actinopteri; Perciformes; Gasterosteidae.